UGACUUCCGUUGAAAGAAGGGGAUUGUCGUAUUAACACCGUCAAUUCCACCGAUAGAGAAUGAAAUGAAAUGGAUGAUGGCUCACUAUAUAUAACCAUUUACCAACUAAGGAACACACGCAUUUUUUCGAUUAAAACCCAAAAACUCCCCUAAAUUAGUGGGUUAUCAUUCAUAAAUCUUAAUUUUUAGACACAAGAGAAACACAAGAACGCGAGAUCUUGUCAGAUCGGAGCUCAACAUCAGCCUAGAUUCUGCGUUAUGGGAAGGGAAGUCACCGGCAUACAAGUCAUGGACAAGAAGCCAAACGGUCUAGCUUCAAAUGGUAGUUUUGGCGAUAGAAUACGUGUUUCUCCCAAAAUUGCUAAAAUGGUUCAAGCAAUGGAUCAUGAGAUAAAGGAAUCUGCUGAAGGUAAUUCUUUUGUCGAGAAACAUCAGGAAAGAAAAGAUGUUUUGAAUACCAAAAGCACCAAAUUAAAUGCUGGUUUAUCUGAAGAGAAGAAUGAGAAAUCUGAAGAACCAAAGAUGGAAGGCGAUAAAGAAUUAACCUCACCCACUGCAAUAACAAUUCCUGUGGAUAAAGAGCAUACAAGCCCCUCUGCUCCCCAGCAAUCUGACCAGGCUACUGAAAAGCAUGUCACCCACACGCAGACUGUUGAUACUGAAGCUGUUGCAAAUGGUCAGGACUUGUCACCAAAUGCUAACAAUACACACUCACCAAAUACUAACAAUACACACUCACCAAAUUCCUCAAAGAACUCGCAGUCGAACUCACCUUUUUCAUCAAGGAAGCUCGCACAACAUGACAAGAAGCACCAUGAUGAUGAAGACAAUUGGUCGGUUGCUUCCUCUGUUGCAUCUACACGCAAGGUGACUGUAGGUACAGCGCCUACGUUUAGAAUCUAUGAACGUGCAGAGAAACGAAAGGAGUUCUAUAUGAAGUUAGAGGAGAAAAAUCGAGCCCUGGAAGAGGAAAGACUCCAGUAUGAGGCAAGGCGGAAGGAAGAGGAAGAAGCAGCCCUUAAGCAGUUGAGAAAGAGCUUGGUCAUUAAGGCAAAACCGGUUCCUAGCUUCUAUUAUGAGGGGCCUCCCCCUAAGACUGAACUCAAGAAGCAGCUUCCACUGACUCGCCCCAAGUCACCAAAACUAUCUCGGAGAAAGAGCCUUGGUGACGCUGUCAUCUCAUCUCCUGAAGUUUGCACUCGAGUACGUCACAGCAUUAGCAGUAACCCCAAAAGUGGGUUUGGUACCCCUGUCACUCAAAAAAACAAGGACCUGAGCAUGGGACGUAACAGCAAUGGCGCUUGUAAAACCAAAGAACGGACUAAAACGGUAAAAGAAACAAAAGCUUCUCCCCCUAAAGCCACGGAGCAGACAAAUGCGGACAUAUCAGUCCAAUAAUAAGCUUUCCAAAGAUAUUACUGACUUCCAGUUGAGAGGAAAAUAGCCUUCAACUUUCCCGGUCACACCAAAUGGGAUGCUUGCAGAAGGAUGGCCUUAUUUUCUUUUCAUCUGGACUGACAUUUUUAAGUGGCCUGUUUUUAACUUGAAGUGUAUAUGUUUUGUAUGUUAUAUUGGCACACAUUGUAUUAUCAUUUUAUUAUAUAUAUAAAUAGUUUAUUGAUGUAAAUUGUACGUACAAACUUUGAAAUGCCCCAGAUGGCUUCGGGACUUUGCAAGGGAAAUUUAUAUGAAAUUUCUAUUCUAAGAUCUGAAA
Messenger RNA from Medicago truncatula (barrel medic), 1714 nucleotides. RefSeq names its product protein WVD2-like 1. Gene Ontology annotation, molecular function: microtubule binding. Lineage: Eukaryota; Viridiplantae; Streptophyta; Magnoliopsida; Fabales; Fabaceae. The record is from RefSeq and is a predicted model, not a curated record. The transcript is spliced from 7 exons. Gene Ontology annotation, biological process: microtubule cytoskeleton organization. The coding region runs from base 259 to 1398 and encodes 379 amino acids.